Molecule: messenger RNA, 1165 nt
Organism: Phyllopteryx taeniolatus (common seadragon)
Lineage: Eukaryota; Metazoa; Chordata; Actinopteri; Syngnathiformes; Syngnathidae
Product: visinin-like
Exons: 5
Coding region: 253-831 (192 amino acids)
Molecular function (GO): calcium ion binding
Source: RefSeq, a predicted model, not a curated record
GUUGAGACUCACACGGGAUCUCCCGUGGCUCCGCCUCAGGGUGACGGCGUUUAAUUGACUAAUCCAAGCAGGUGGAGGCGGAUUUCCUCGGCGGCCGCCAGACUAAAUAUUCCCGUCGGUCCCGCGCACACAAACACAAGAAUCUUCUCCUCCCAGGACUGACUUGAAGGCCCAUUCUUCUGCAAAGCUGCUAGAUCGUCAACUUGUCCUCGGUAGGAAACAUCAUCAUUAUCGGUUUUAUAAUCCAGAGUCAUGGGAAACAGCAAAAGCAGCGCCGUGUCCAAGGAGAUCCUGGAGGACCUGAAGCUCCACACCAAGUUCUCCGAGACGGAGAUCACCCAGUGGUACGACAACUUCCAGAGGCAGUGUCCGAGCGGUCGCCUGACCAAGGAUGAGUUCCAGUCCAUCUACAGCAAGUUUUUCCCAGACAGCGACGGCAACACAUACGCCCAGCACGUCUUCAGAUCCUUCGACAGCAACGACGACGGCACCCUGGACUUCAAGGAGUACAUCAUCGCCCUGCACAUGACCUCCACCGGGAAGACCACCAGGAAGCUGGAGUGGGCCUUCUCGCUCUUCGACGUCGACAAGAACGGCUACAUCACCAAGUCGGAGGUCAAGGAAAUUUGCACGGCCAUUUUCAAGCUGAUUCCCAAAGACGAGGUGUCCAAACUUCCUGCUGACGAGAACACCCCAGAAAAAAGGGCAGAAAAACUGUGGAAGUUCUUUGACAAGGGAGAAAACGAGCGCGUGGCCGAGGGCGAGUUUAUCCAGGGUGUGCUGGACAACGACGAGGCCCUCCGCUUGAUCCAGUACCAGCCCCCCAAGUAACAGCCAUUUACAAUUUUCUUUCAUUUACAAUUAAUAAUUGUUUUUUUUUUUUUUUUAAGAACAAAAUACAUACAUAUAUAUAUAUAUAUAUAUAUUUGAGAAACAAGGCAUCUUUUCCAGAAUAAAAGGCAUAUAAUUAUUACAGGACUAAAGACAACCACCAAAGCAUGUAAUUCCACUUCCUGUUUCCUGUCACAUGACUAAGUCACUUUCGUUGAGCUUCUCAGCCCAAAUGUGCCCUCCUUGAUGUUUUAUUGUCAAUAAAUGCGGAUUCAAACUACAGUUCUACUAUUUCACUCCACAAAAAAAAUAAAGUUUUGUUACACACAAAUUA